ACCAUCUCCUACAAAAGGUGCAGCGACCGGUGCAAACAUGUCGCGGCAUCGGCUUUCGCAGACAAUGAUGUCCCGGGUGAGGGUAUUUGCUUGGCAGAAGCGGGGCUUCACAAACAAAAGCCUUCUCUCCGCUCGGUCUUCAUCCCUCCGAAGCCUUCUGCCCUCUUGACCAUGGCGGCUCAAAUCACCCCGAACAACGAGGCUCAGUCACCCUCUUCACCAAAACUUACCCAACAACACGCUCGACCUUCCCUCGAUGAGCCAGCCGAAGACCGGGAGAACGGCCUCGAGGAAGCCUGGAGUGAUGACGACGGCGAUGAAGAUGGCCCAAAGAGGAAAAGACCGCGUCCACUGAGUGCGUCCUGA
Messenger RNA from Aureobasidium melanogenum CBS 110374, 366 nucleotides. RefSeq lists its product as uncharacterized. The record is from RefSeq and is a predicted model, not a curated record. The annotation marks the transcript as partial. The transcript has a single exon. Lineage: Eukaryota; Fungi; Ascomycota; Dothideomycetes; Dothideales; Saccotheciaceae.